AUGGAGGUACAGCGUCGUGUGCGGAAGGAGGCAACAGUACUCUUUGUACUAGUGAAGAUGAGUACUUUGUGUACUCGUCCGAGUACCCUAGAGUUCCAAGCUGUGAAUCGUGAUAAAACACUGCGUGCUAUGGAAGAAGAAAACGGAGGUUUGCAGCCAUCGAAGAACACGGUAGAUGGUUCGAAGGUAUUCGAUAGUAAAAAUGUGAAGUUGAAGAAUGUCGAAGGCGGUUUGAAUAAAUCUGAAGGGGAAAGCAUCAAGAAGCAUAUCAAUGUAGAAGAGAUGAACAAGCAGCAGUUGCAGACAUUGGUUGGAAAGGAGAAGACAAGACGGUUAGCCGAACGGUACGGUAGGCAUGAGGAUCGAAGUAAAGAACUUGAGGAAGAACUUAUGAUGAAGCAUUCUUUGCUCGUAGAGGCACAACAAAGGAAUCUUGAGCUUGAGGCAGCUCUCGUGGAUACCAAAGCACAGGUAGAAGAGAUCUACAAGCAGCAGACUCAGACAUUGGCUGAAAAGGAGAAGACAAGACGGUUAGCCGAACGGUACGGUAGGCAUGAGGAUCGAAGUAAAGAACUUGAGGAAAAACUUAUGAUGAAGCAUUCUUUGCUCGUAGAGGCACAGCAAAGGAAUCUUGAGCUUGAGGCAGCUCUCGUGGAUACCAAAGCACAGAUAGAAAAGAUGAAGCUACAGUUGGGCGGGAGGAAGGACGCACAUUCACUGGCACGUACAUCAGGCUGUCCCAAGGAUUCAUAUGACGAAACAUCCAUUGCCGAGUCAUGUGGACUCCAGCCUUCGAUAUCGACGUCUGCAAAUGGACGCUCAUCACAAAUUACUCAGGUGUGGCUACAAAGCGGGAAGACAGAGGUAGAGAAUCGCCAGUGCUUGGGAGACACGGCUGCCUCAGCCGUUAGCGUCAACGAUGUUGCAGACAAGGAGGAAGAUCUCCCAUUGGUUUCCCAGAAACUUAGACCAGAGACGAGAAAGGAUGGAAUACGCCUGGCUGAGCGGAUAAAGGCCUCUGCGAUCCUGGUCCGGAAGGGAACUAAAGGAAAUCUUGCAGUCUAUGGACUGCGGGGAACCGCAAACUUGGUAGAGAGAAGGGUUGAAAUGGCAAAAUACAACGUCGGAAUUCUUUUUGGAACAUGAGGGUGUGGGAAAUAUUGAGGACUUGUUCGAAGAAUAAAGCC
Molecule: messenger RNA, 1187 nt
Organism: Darwinula stevensoni
Lineage: Eukaryota; Metazoa; Arthropoda; Ostracoda; Podocopida; Darwinulidae
Source: the annotation of a GenBank genome assembly